Molecule: messenger RNA, 4908 nt
Organism: Ixodes scapularis (black-legged tick)
Lineage: Eukaryota; Metazoa; Arthropoda; Arachnida; Ixodida; Ixodidae
Gene: Adck1
Product: aarF domain-containing protein kinase 1
Exons: 10
Coding region: 151-1698 (515 amino acids)
Biological process (GO): lipid homeostasis; mitochondrion organization
Cellular component (GO): mitochondrial inner membrane
Source: RefSeq, a predicted model, not a curated record
AAUUUGAGAGAAGCAAUUAGAUGGACACCAUGGUUCUGACGAAUGGAUUGUGAAAAGUGUGUGGUGUGUGUUUGUUUGCAGCCAACUAAUUUGCUUCGUCACGUCGACUGAGGUGCAUGCUCGCAGCGAGAGGCGAAAGGGGAGAAAACCAUGCUGCGCCGCACGGUGCAGGCCGGCGCGGUGGCUGGCACCAUCGGCGUCACCUACCUUGCGCUGCAGAACAACCAGUGGCACGUGUCCAACAUCGGCGUUGUGAGGUUCGGCCGAGCGGCCAUCACCGUGUCCAGGAUAGCCUUUGACUACAAACUUGCCACCCUGGGAAUGGCCAAAGAUUCUGAAGAGUAUGCUCACGCGAGAUCUGCCGCGCACCUGCGGUCUGCUCGGCGGCUACUGCGGCUGUGCUGCGUGAACGGCGGGGCCUUCAUCAAGGUGGGCCAGCACGUGGGGGCCCUUGACUACCUGCUACCCGACGAGUAUGUCCGCACACUGAGCGUUUUGCACAGCGAGGCCCCUGCCUCGCCCCUCUCCAGCAUCCAGCAGGUGCUCAGGGAGGACCUCAAGGCAGAGCCUGAGGAAAUCUUUGCCAGCUUCUCGGAGCGGCCGAUUGGGGCGGCCUCCCUGGCCCAGGUGCACAGGGCGACCCUGCACUCUGGGGAGACGGUGGCGGUCAAGGUGCAGCACCCCAGCGUGCUGGGAAACUCGGUGGUCGACAUGGCAACCAUGGAGCUGCUGGUGAACAUAGUGGCCAAGCUCUUCCCCGAGUUCUCGCUCAUGUGGCUCGCCGAGGAGACCAAGCGCAACCUUCCGCUGGAGCUCAACUUUGUCAACGAGGCGCACAACCAGGAGCGUGUGCGUCGCAUGUUCUCGCACUUCGACUGGCUCGUGGUGCCGGGCAUUCACUGGGGCCUCACCACGAAGCGUGUGCUCACCAUGGACUUCUGCGAAGGGGGCCACGUGAACGACAAGAAGUACCUGACGGACAACGGCAUCUCGGCCACCGAGGUGUCCGACCGGCUUGGGCAGCUGUACAGCGAGAUGAUCUUUGUGCAAGGCUACGUGCACUGCGACCCGCACCCGGGCAACCUCCUGGUGCGCAACAGCCCCAAGGGAGCCAGCCUGGUGCUGCUCGACCACGGCCUCUACACCGAGCUGACGGACCAGUUCCGGCUGCAGUAUGCCAACCUGUGGCUGGCCCUGAUCCGCACGGACCUGGAGGCACUCCGGUACUGGAGCAGCCGCCUGGGCAUCUCAGGCGACCUGCACAAGAUCCUGUCCUGCAUCGUGUCCGGCAGGUCCUGGAACUCCAUCACUCAGGGCAUCGACCGCAAGAAGGCCACCAGGGCAGAGGGCCACGACAUCCGUGAGUUUGCGAGCCAGCACCUGUCGCUCAUCACACAGAUCCUGAACAUGGUGCCCCGGCAGAUGCUCUUCAUCUUCAAGACCAAUGACCUGCUCAGGGGCAUCGAGACCAGCCUCGGCACAAGAGGGGCAGCCCGUUCCUUCAUCACCAUGGCCCGCUGCUGCGUGCGUGCCGUGUAUACGGACCAGCUGCGGCACUGUUCCUCCUGGUGGUGCAGGGUGGUGGUGACUAUGCAGGCUUGCAUCGCCCAGUCGGCCAUCUCGGUGUACCAGACGUGCCGCUGGCUGAGGACAACCGCCCUCGCCUGCUUCUUCUUGGGAAACACAGAGGCCGUCUAGGGGAUGCCACGAUGUAGGCUGGGGACAUUCUGGUGGCACCCAGGGGAAUUUCGAAAGUGUCUCGGGAGGCUGUGGAACAAGCUAGGGAUAUUGUGGUGUCCCAUGGUGACAGGAGUUAGGGACAUUCUUCUGACAUCUAGGGGAGAUCUGGGAAGUGUCUUGGGAGGCCCUCUAGCAGUCCAAGGACAUUGUGGUAUCUUAUGGUGACGUGACUUAAGAACAUUCUUGUGGCAUCUAGGCAGAUUUUGGAAGUAUCUAAGGGAUCUCUGCAAUCAUUUUGGGAUAUACUGCGGUGUCCUAUGGGGACAUGGAUAAUAACAUUCUUUUGGCAUCUAGACAGGUCUUGAAAUUGUCUUGGCAGCUCUCUAGCAAUCCAGUCACAUUUGGUGUUUUAUGGUGACAUGGUUAGGUAAAAUUUUUGGGCAUCUACAGGGAUUCUAAAAGCAAGUUCGGAGGCUCUGGAACAACCUAGGGAUAUACCGGUGUCCUAUAGUGAUAUGCAUUAGGGAUAUCCUGGUCACAUCUAGGGAUGAAGUGGUAUCAAGCGAUGUGUUGAUGUCAGCUGCUAAAGUGUAGUUUAAUGUCCUCCAGUGAUACUGACUGCACAUUUUUUUUUGGUUAUGCCUUCUUGAAGUGAACUUUGAAGCAUGUCCUGGUGUCCGAUAUUUUGAGCCCGUUUCAAUGGUGGAGAAGAACCUCACUUGAGAUCUUUGUUUUGUGUUUGUCAUCCAUUUGUGUUGCAGUCUCAAGAUCAACAUAUGCUGAAGAAGCACUGAGCUUAUUGGCGUUAUUUAUCUUCUUAUAGUCCUGUGGUUUCUCGCAGUUUUGCCUUUUCAGAAGAGUGUAUGAGCAAAAAGGUUGUACAGUCAAACCCGGAUAUAUUGAAUUGAAAGGGGAUCUAAUAUAGUUCGAAAUCUCAAUAAUUUGAUAUACAAAUAUAUGGUAAAUUAAGCUCGAGUUGAAAUUUCCUGGCGUCUCUGCUAAUACCGAAGAUUGCAACAAACGGGAGCUUACCAAAUAGAGCAUAUAAAAGCCGCUAAAUGCGUUAGCGGAGACCGCAAACACCGCCGCCGUGCUUACCCGCGCGCCUGGUACAGCAUAAAUGACAAAACAGAAAAAAAAAAAAAUUAAAAAAGGAAAAGCGAGACAUAAAAAAAUUAUCUUCAUCCAUAAAAAAAAAGUUAAGCAAGCAACAACAAAAUUUAAAAAAAAAGAAAGGAAAAAAAAAACGGGCAAAGCAGUAACGACAAAAGAAAAAAAAUUCAGCCUUUCCACUGGUGAAGAAGGAGGAGCAGUGGAGCUGUAGCUUCUGCUCUCCGCGGUGGCUUUCCAGACGAGCGGUCUGCUCUUCUUUCACAAGGAAAUCUGAAGCGUCGGACGCAGUGGAACUUUAGGCGAUAGCGGCCUCGCGCCAAUUGCGAAACCCUUCGCGCUGCUGCGCACAUCGGCGCUCGUUCCGUUCCCGCUCUUCGAAGAAAUGUUGCCGCCAUCUUUGAGUGACGGCGGCAAGCAGACAACCGGCAAACAUAACACUCUGGACAUCUACCGCCAUCUUUGAGCGAUAACGGCAAGCAAAGUGUUGUGUCGGCCACGGAUGUCGACAUUUGUUUGGUACCGGACACGAUCCUAGGGAACCUAGCCCUUAACAGCUCCGCUGUAAAAAAGGUAAACAAAGAUAAGGCGUUCAAAGUGCAGUUGCACAACCGUAAAUUUCGGCACACUCGACUUGCUGAAGACUUUUGCUGUUUUAUUUUGGGGCUAGAGGGGCGCGCAGCAUCAGCAGUGUUCGGGGAAAGGGCGCAGGCUAUACUGUUCAAGAGCAAGCACUCCCUGCUCCCCUUAUGCGCGGCGCACGCCGCGUGCCUUUCCACAUGACUUAGCCAUCCUCCACUUUUUUUUUAUGCGGUUCAUUCUCUUUACUUUUACAACUGCUUUUUAGCUGCGUAUCUUCCCACGUGCAUGUUGGCUUGGCGGUCUGCCAGCCACGCAACGCUAGCGAUGUGCUCGCCACCAGCGCAAUCGGGUCGCGGGAAAAGCAACAAGGGCGGUCAGGCUUCGUUUGUUUUAUCGAGUGUCCCUGCCAUGGGAGUUGGAUACAAAAAGACAAGGCUCCUAUAGUAUUGCAUGUGAUUUUCAAGGGGAUGUUUGGACUGUUUGAUAUAAACAAUAAUUCGAAAUACCCGAGUGUGAUAUAUAACCGGGCUGGACUACACACUUUGAAUGGUUUGAAUGCUUGUGAAAUGCCUGGGUGAAAAAAAGCCUGUCUGCCUUUGUCGUGAAUGGUGCUUUGGGGAUUUUUCGGGUCGUCUGCUACUUGUCAGAAGGAAGCAGUGAGUAUCGUUAUCGUUUUGAUGAAAGUGCCUUUAUGCAUGGCAUACUAACACAAUGGUUUGCUUUUUAAAUAACAGUAAUAAUAAUAAUAUUAAUUAUUUUCUCAAGAGCAGUGGCCUGCAAAGGGGCAACAGCCCGUGCCACAAAGGUUUGUGGCGCCGCGUCUAGUGAUGAUUAUGUAAUGAUACUAUAAUUGUACCCCUUAUUGUUUCUACUUGCAUUUUUUCCCCCUUUGGAGUUAGUCUGACAUUCUGACAUUGUUUCCAAAUUACGCAGACAUGCCCACUGCAAUUUUUCUUUGUGUAGUUUCGUUCCUUAUCGCUUUCUCGGAGCUCUCCGUCUCGGUAGUUCUCUAUACAGCAGUUGUCGAUUUGUGAAAAAGGAACCACCAGCAAACUGGCAGCCAGCUAAGAGCAUUCACCGACCUCCUCCUUGAUGACCUCUUCCUACCAGCUGCUGCUACCUUUGCUCCCUGGAGAUUCUAUUGCUGACAUUUUCAACUUCCUACUCUGAUUAUGUUGUACUUACUAAGCCCUUUCGUUUUCUGUUUUGUUGGGGUAUCUCUUCGUUACGAUAUCGGUUAAGUGCAGUGAGAUGUUUAGUCGUGCAAUUGUCCUCGCUCAUAAGGUGCUGCAUGUAUGAUAAUUACUCGCAUAAGCUUUCCCUGUGAUGAGUUGCUGUGUGAUGCGACCGUUAUUAUUGCGGUAGUCAUCGAACUGAAUUGGUGGUAAGGACUAGUGUCGACUAAUUGUGAUAUUUGUACCCUCUUCUCAUGCAGUAAUAGGCUGGAAGCCAUAUUUAUGGUUUUCAUUGAUGAAUGUGGAGUGUCAUUUUUGUAUUAACAUAUGAAAUAAGUACAAAAUGUAAUAAUUCGAUUAG